This is a messenger RNA of Dissoconium aciculare CBS 342.82, 538 nucleotides long. RefSeq lists its product as uncharacterized. The record is from RefSeq and is a predicted model, not a curated record. NCBI's taxonomy places the organism in Eukaryota, Fungi, Ascomycota, Dothideomycetes, Mycosphaerellales, Dissoconiaceae. Bases 90 to 392 code for a protein of 100 amino acids. The transcript is spliced from 2 exons.
UGAUCGUGCGUCCUGCAGCGAUCAGCGUAAGUCCAUGACGCACGAGAAGAUGUCAAGAGCAGCUGGACACUCAGGUUGUCAGAUGAUCGAUGAUCGAUGGCUGGCACAGGAGCGUGUUCCGUGGUCUGAUUGAAUCUCCAUGGCCCAGCCUCGACGAUCUUCCGCUUUGGUCGUUGGUAAGCGGGUUCGCGUAUUCCUGUUUAUUAGAUGCGAUUGUGGUGUGGCUCAGGGCUACAGUUCCGAGCAGUCUGCUUUCUCUCUUUCUUACCUUAGAGUUGGGCCGACGAGAAUUGACGACGAUGCCCUUUCGGAAUGUGCCUGCUCGUGUGAGCUGCCCGGCUGCGGCAAGCGCAAAUGAUCGAUCUCCAUCCGCUCUGCCUAAUGAGCGAUAAACUCAAAUAUCUUCCCACUAAAUUUUCCUGCAGCCCUGUCGCAACCCGUCACGGCCGCAUACGCGCGAGUCCCAUUCCACCGGCCUUCCUGUCUGGGGAUUUCGAUCACAUUCUUGGUUCCGGAGCGCCAUCGACGGAGGCGCCGU